AUGCGAUAUUGGAACUGGGCCAGAUUCACGGAGCACGGCGGCGUGGGAGGGACCAGGGCGCAGGAAGAAGAAGGAAGCACAGUCGGCGACCAGCAGCAGCCAAAGCGUAAUUCGCCAUCGCGCGAAUCUCUAGGCAUGACGAUGACCAAGAUGGGCGGGGGACGCCGUCGCAUGAAGCAGAUGCAGGGGCUGUUGUUGCUCUCGAGACUCGACGAGUCGCCGACGCGGCGACACCAAGCGGGCAAGAUUAAGCCGCAACGCGUGACGGUAGAGCUGCAGCCGCAGAUGCUGGAGCUCGCGUACUCAUCUCUUGCGGAUCAGGACAUGCUGCGCCCGCUUGGGCGCAUCGACCUCCGUGACGCCAAACUAGAGCAGGUCCCAGACGGAUUCAUCAUCUACGAGGCUGGUAACGGGCUCCGCAAGAAAUGCAAGCUGCAGGAUAAGGACAAGGCCACCACAGACGCCUGGUUCUUUGCAGUUUACACGGCCAUCACAGAAUACGAACGUCUCCCAAUCAGCGCCAGCGAGGAUGUCGGUCACAAGUUCUCGGCCGUGCUCACCUCCAGCAUCCGCGACGAGCACACGGAGUCAGUGGAGUUUGAAUUGUCGUGUCAGUUGGUGCUACCUGCACGUCCCAUCGACAAGCCCAGCAUCAAGUGGAAGGUUUGGAAGACUUUUGCGGAGCUUCAGGCAUUUGACGAUGAGCUGCGAGUCUCGUUUGGCGCACAUAUGACGCAGAUUGUGUUCCCAAGAGACCGCAAGCGCGAUUCACUCUUCGGUGGUAUGCGCAAGAAGUCGUUACAGGAGCUGAAGGAGCAGCAGCUUGCUCUCUAUGUGGAACAGGUAUUUCAAAUGCCUGAAAAUUCCACAGAACCUGUGCUGGUCGGUAAAGUGAAGCAGUUCCUCGGUUUCGACUCCUUUUUCGAAAUUGUCGCAUCCCCAUCGGGCGAGAACGGUGACAAUAACAACGAAUUGUUGGAGGCGCCCGCCAGUGCUGAUCCGAUACCUGAUUCCCAAGUUUCAAAGUUUGCUGAGACUGAAGAAAUCGAUGAAAUGCUGGAAUCGCCACUAUCUAGUGAGCCACAGAGUGUCGGACAGUCUCCAGUUGAGCCACUGAGCAACGAGUUCAAUACACCUUCCUCCCUGUACUUUAGCACGGAAUCCGCCCGUGCGUUGCCGGGUUUACUGAGAAGAACGAGCUCAGCAGCGAUAGAGGACGAGGGUGAGGAGUUUGUGGAAAUCGUUCCAGAAACUGAUCCGAAGGCGGCAAAGAAGCUUCACAAGAAGAUCAUCCAGACCGUCCGCGAGCUUGUCUCUUACGAUGAAGAACGUGUUCAAGAUUUCCAGGACCAGACAAAAGAUUUUGGACGAGAGAAAACGUCUGCUAUGGAAUAUUGCGCCUUCCUCCUUGGUGCAGUAGGCGCUCAGGAGUGCUGUAAACUCAUCCCGGAAAUGGCAAGGCUGCUUCCCGAUGAGGUGAAGAGAGAGCAACUAAUGCAGGCUCGAGCCGCUAUCUGGCGACGAACUCACAGGCGCCACCGCAGGCGUUCAAAGCAGUUUUCAGAAAGCGUCGUGCUGCAAAAGCAAAAGGAAGAGCAGCAACAGGCUGACACCGUGCACAGCAGAAUGCGUCCAAAGUCAGACAGCCUCAGUGUGUUGACGGAGCGUGUUCAGCCUCUUCCGCUACUGGGGCGAAAUUCGAUGGUUGAAAGACCUAUGCCAGCAAUUGACGCCGAACCUGAUAACCAGCCAGACAACAGCCCGCCUGCAGUUCCUGCGCAUCGUGCUGGGCUGGCUGAUCCGCGACGUCAUCUCAACCGCCGUGCUUCGUUCAACACUAUGUUCGGCGAGACAUUGCCUAUUAAAGAGGAAAAUCCAGCGGAAAAUGAGUCUGAUGACGACAGCGACGACAGCCUACUGGAUCGACCUCGCACGAUGAGUAAAGAGACUCUGUCGACUGAUAGGAAGGCAGAAAACGCGAGGACUAGACCUACAGACCUCGAACGCCGUAACUCAUCUUUUCUCGGUGAAGAUGACGACGAUGAGAGCACUGACGAUGAUGAAAACCACCACAGUAACCGUUCUCGUCGAUCCCGCCACAGUCGCCACCGCCAGCAAAGUGGAAGUGGGAGUGGCAGUUUGGAGAAACUGAGAGUGAAAGAACGACCGUUAUCUCGCGGGGGCCUGACGAGGACGCUAUCUCGACAGAACUCCUCCUUUGUUGAGGAAAGUGAUGAGGAUCGCAGCGGUGGCGAAGGGGAAAAUAGCCACACGCGAUUUCGCAGGAGCCAACGCCGUGCGAGUCGUAAAUUUGACGAGGAAGCCAAAUCUGGAUCUGCACCCGAGGAAGAGAACCCCGUUCUGGCGCGUCUUAAGAAGCAAGGGGCUAUAAAUUUUAUGGCGCAGCUUCGCUAA
Messenger RNA from Phytophthora nicotianae INRA-310, 2415 nucleotides. RefSeq lists its product as hypothetical. Gene Ontology annotation, biological process: rescue of stalled cytosolic ribosome; protein ubiquitination. The record is from RefSeq and is a predicted model, not a curated record. Gene Ontology annotation, molecular function: ubiquitin protein ligase activity; ribosome binding; phosphatidylinositol binding. Bases 1 to 2415 code for a protein of 804 amino acids. The transcript is spliced from 6 exons. NCBI's taxonomy places the organism in Eukaryota, Oomycota, Peronosporomycetes, Peronosporales, Peronosporaceae.